AAUAAUAAUAAUAUUAUUAAUAAUGAAGAAGAAGAAUUUAAUUAUUCUUCAGAUAAUGAAUAUAAUUUUAAUCCAACAAUUUCUAUGUCUUCAUCAACAGCAGAUCUUACUAUAAUUUUUGGUAAACUGAUACUUUCAAGUUUAACUAGAGAAAAGGAAUCUAAUUUAUUAUUAGGAUUAUCAAUUGAUAUUGAAAAUUUAAUUAAAUCUUCAAAUGAUUCAGUAACAAUAUCAAAUUUUUUAUCAAAAUAUUUAUUUAAUUUAUCAAAUCUUUUUAAAUUAAAUAAAGAUAAUACAAAUAAUAUUGAAACAAAUUUAUCUGAAGAUAUUAUAUUUACAAUUAGAUCAACCCUUAUUGAAAGAAUUUUAGAUAAAAUUUUUAAACUUAAUGAUAAACUUAAAUCUUUUGAUCAAGUAUAUAAUAUACCUCAAAAUUAUCUUAAACGAUUAAUUGAUCUUGCUAAUACUUAUCAAAAACAACAAAAUCCUUAUUAUUUACCUCCAAGAACAAAAUUUGAUCGAGAACAAAAUAUUGAUCUUGAUCUUGAUCCUUUCUUAAUUGGUACAUCUUCAGGAUUAAAUUCAAAUUCUAAACAUUUAAAUCAUUUCUUUAAAUCAACUUUUUUCCCAAAUAAACUUUAUCAUACAUUAACUUAUCAUUCAGAAGAAGUUUGGUUUACAAAAUUUUCUCCUCUGGGUAGAUUUAUGAUAAGUGGAUCACUUGAUGAGAAAUUAAUUAUUUAUGAUGUAAUUAAUAAUUUUAAAGUUUUAAAAAUUUUGCAACCAACUGCUGCUUUAGAUAAUGAAGUAUUUGUACCAUUUUCUUCAAAACCUGCCAGUGAAAAAUCUAAAGCAGUAAUUUAUUGUUGUUGGGAUCCUCAAGAAAGAUAUUUAGUUAGUUGUUGUUUAGAUACGGUAGUUCGAGUUUGGUAUAUUGGAGGUAUUCAUAAUUUAAUUGGUAAACGAAGUAGGAAAGAAUCAGUUAUAACUGGUACUGGUGCCACCACCACCACCACCACCACCAAUACUACGGAUAAUAAUAAUGAAUUUAAAUUAGUAUCAUGUUUUACAUUAGGUCAAGAAAUUAAAACAUGGACUUGUGAAUUCUUACCUACUUCAUCAAAUCUUGCUCGACCUCAUUUUAUAAUAGGAUCUCCUGAUAAAGUCUUAAAGGGAUUUGAUGUAGAUGGAGUUGAAUUAUUUGAUUUUUAUGCGAAUAUUGAAGAUGAUGAAGAUGAAGAUGAAGAAGAAGAUGAUGAUGAAGAUAAAGAAAAAGAUGGUAAUAAUGGUGGUAAUAAAAAAAUUGAAGAUAAAGAAGGAGAUAUUCAAAUGAGAGAUGAAACUGAAGAUACAAAUAGUACUACAACUACUAAUGGUAAUGGUAAAUCUAAAACUAAAUUUGAUAAAUCUUCAUCAUUAAUUAAAAGUAAACUUGAAAAUAAAUUUAAUAGAAUUAAUGAUAUAACCAUUACUCCCGAUGGGAAAUUUUUAAUUACUGCUGAUAGUGACCAUAAACUUCAUUUUUAUAAAAUUCCUAAUCUUUUAAGUCCAGAAUCUACUACAAAACGGAUUGCUUCAAUAACUUUAUCUGGUAGACUUACAUCAUGUUCAAUAUCUAAAACUGGGAAAUUUUUACUUAUAUCUUGUGCACCCGAAGAAUUACAAGUUUGGGAUAUUUCUGGUCUUAAUACAGGAGAUUAUGCUCCAAUACUUUAUCGAAGAUAUUUUGGUCAUUCUCAAAGUGGUUAUAUUAUUAGAUCAGCUUUUGGAUAUUUAGUUGAAGAUGAAGAUGAAGAACAAAUAAUUCUUACUGGUUCAGAUACUGGUUAUAUAUAUUUCUUUAAAUUACAUACGAGUCAAUUAAUUACUCGAGUUAAAGGUCAUGAUGGUUUAUGUAAUUGUGUGGAUUGGAAUCGAUUUGGUAAACGAGCCACUAUAAAUUCAGUUGAUUUAGGUAAAUUAUGGAGUUCUGUUGGUGAUGAUAAUUUAGUAAAGAUAUGGGGUCCAUUUUAGGAUUUGCUACAGU
Messenger RNA from Scheffersomyces amazonensis, 2026 nucleotides. RefSeq names its product glucose-induced degradation complex subunit. NCBI's taxonomy places the organism in Eukaryota, Fungi, Ascomycota, Pichiomycetes, Serinales, Debaryomycetaceae. Gene Ontology annotation, molecular function: protein binding. The coding region runs from base 85 to 2013 and encodes 642 amino acids. The record is from RefSeq and is a predicted model, not a curated record. Gene Ontology annotation, cellular component: GID complex. Gene Ontology annotation, biological process: proteasome-mediated ubiquitin-dependent protein catabolic process. The transcript has a single exon.